AUGUCAACCUUCGCCUCAGAGGCUGGCCCCAGAGACCAAAGGAUUGCGACAACGCGCCUCCCCAUGCUUUCACUUCCCUCUACCGUGCGUAACAAUGUUGUUGCUGGCCUAGGCGAGUUUGUCGGAACCUUUCUGUUCCUCUUUUUUUCAUUUUCCGGCACCCAGAUUGCCAACAGCGCCCCUGCGACGACUGAUGAAAUCAACGGAGUGGUACCCCCGAACGUCUCUGUCGUUUUUUUCAUCGCUCUUGUUUUCGGCUUGAGUCUCAUGGCCAACGUCUGGGCCUUCUAUCGCGUCACCGGCGGUCUCUUCAACCCUGUGGUCACCAUGGCCUUGUUCCUCGUGGGUGGCCUUGGCGCCGUCCGUAGUAUUGUCGUCAUUAUUGCUCAAUUCCUAGGUGGCAUCGCUGCUGCCGGCGUCGUGUCUGCCCUCUUUCCCGGCCCUAUGAAGGUCAACACUACCCUUGGUGGCGGCGCCAACACUGCCCAGGGUCUUUUCAUUGAGAUGUUUUUGACUGCCGAGCUUGUGUUCGUGGUCAUCAUGCUUGCUUCUGAGAAGCACAAGUCGACCUUCCUGGCUCCUGUCGGCAUCGGCAUCACUUUCUUCCUGUGCGAGCUGAUUGGUGUCUACUUCACCGGGGGCUCCCUCAACCCUGCUCGCUCCCUUGGUCCGGCUAUUGUCAACACCAGCUUCCCUAAGUACUUCUGGAUCUACUGGAUCGGUCCUAUCCUCGGCUCUCUCCUCGCUUGCGGCUUCUACGCCCUGCUCAAGUCCCUUCGCUGGAGGGAGUGCAACCCUGGCCAGGACUGGAAUGAAGUCGAGAAGCUCGAGGCCAAGAAGCAGCUUCAUGACAAGACCUAUUCCCAGUCCUCUGGCGACCAUGCUGUUGCUUGA
Messenger RNA from Thermochaetoides thermophila DSM 1495, 894 nucleotides. RefSeq lists its product as uncharacterized. Lineage: Eukaryota; Fungi; Ascomycota; Sordariomycetes; Sordariales; Chaetomiaceae. The transcript has 4 exons. Gene Ontology annotation, biological process: transmembrane transport. Gene Ontology annotation, cellular component: plasma membrane. The coding region runs from base 1 to 894 and encodes 297 amino acids. Gene Ontology annotation, molecular function: water channel activity. The record is from RefSeq and is a predicted model, not a curated record.